GCGCCGCGCCGUGUAGUCGUGUGUCUCUUCGUGCCAAACAAUCCAACGUACGAUAGAAAAACGUGAGGUAAAUGAUGCACACCCGAUCGACACUUGUUUUGUUUUGUUUGUUAUCAUCCGUGUGAUUGUUUUGCGCGCGUUGGUAUUAAAUGGAUGUUGGAUUUAUUCACGGCCAUAAACACACACAGAGCGUUGAUUUCCACAGCGUGUGAAGCGGCGUGUGCGUAAUGCUCUUACAAGCACAGGCGGCGCAGGCGGCUGUGCCGACGUUGGCCGCCACCGGGCACUCGGGAGGCGGCAGUGUCGGCAAGGCAGCGAGUAUUUUCAAUGGUCUCGGGCAUGCUGAGGCCAGAGCACAUAUGCUUGACUAUGCACCGGCGCCUGGAUGGACUGUGCAUGUCAACAAAGAUGGCCGACUUUAUUAUUGCAACCAUGUGACGAAAACCGCAUCGUGGUUGCCGCCGGCGGAAGCGUGGCGCGCCGGCGAGGACACACUACCCUACGGAUGGGAACGCGCCCUCGACGAUUCCGGACGAUCCUAUUACAUAAACCAUGUGAACAAAACCACCACGUAUGAGAUGCCGGUGACGAGGGCUCUCCACCCGUCGGAAGCGCCUGAACCUCGCAGUGUCACCUUGGAUCGAUCGGCGGCGUUGGGUUUCGGUUUUGUUGCCGGCUCAGAGAAACCCGUCAUUGUGCGGUUCGUCACUGAAGGUGGACCUAGUGUAGAUAAGUUAUUGCCCGGUGACCAGAUUAUUGAGGUGAAUGGUGAGGAUGUUAAGAUUGCGCCAAGGGAGCAUGUUAUUUCGUUGAUCCGGGCGUGUAGUUCAACUGUAAGUUUAGUCGUCUGUCAGCCACAGGAACAGGCCGGCGCUCGCAAGUCCACGCUGUUAUCAGCGAGCAAACGAGCGCGUCUCCGGACGAAACCAAGUCGUGUUCGAUUCGCUGAGAGCGUCUGCGUUAAUGGCGCUCCCUAUUUCCGGUACGGAGAUAACCUAACCUACUUUAAGAACUAUUGUAAUUUUUUUAAUGUUUUUCUACAGCCAUCAGCGUUUUCUUUGGGGGAUUUAUGCGUGGCACCAAUGGCGAAUGUUUUGAAAGUGUUUCUGGAGAAUGGUCAAACAAAAUCGUUCAAAUAUGACGCGUGGACAACUGUUCAAGAUGUCGUUGCGUCCUUGCAGGCGAAACUAUGUCUCAGCGCAACUGAGCACUUCAGUUUGGUUGUUGAGCACAUCAAAUCGCUCAAACGAAAUAAACUGACUCUACUUGAUCCGGCUGAUACUCUUGCACGAAUAGCUUCACGUCCCGGCGCGCAUAAACUUCGCUGUCUUUAUCGGAUAGCGUACGUUCCGACAUCAGCAGCAGCGUUGGCACAAUUAGACCUUGUCGCACUGGACUAUCUCUUCACACAGUGUUGUAAUGAUGUAAUUCAGGAGCGAUUUGCACCCGAGUUGCAAUACGACACGGCUCUACGACUUGCCGCACUGCAUGUCUAUCAACAUGCGCUUGCGAAUAACAUGCAAGCGUCAAAACUCACCGUUAAAACUGUCGAGCGUGAGUUUGGUCUGGAACGCUUCGUGCCCGCUUCACUACUCGAGAAAAUGAAACGUAAAGAAGUGCGGAAAUUAGUGGCGCAUUUCCUUAAACUGCACUCGACUAUGGCGGGUCCCGGCAAACAAUUAACUGCCUUACAGGCAAAACUUCAUUAUUUGGACAUUGUGAGUCAGUUACCGAGCUACGGAGCCAAGUGCUUCUCAGCGGGGCCCAAAGCGGACGUCAUGGAGCGAGUGAUACUCGUUAGUCCCAAGUUUGGCAUUAGUCAAAUUACAGGAUCACGCAAUUCAGUGCCACAACCAAUCGCAAACAUUGAAGAUAUACGCAGUGUGGAAGUGCGUGCCGAAGAUGAACUCAUGCACAAUGUGUGUAUUCAUCUCAAAAACGACCAAAUUGUUUCCGUCACCUUGGAGGAACGCGAUGCUAAUGAAUUAGUACUUGUUCUCAAAGGUUACUAUCGCUUAUCGACCGAGAAUAAUCUCAUAGUGGAGAAAGAAGAGUCUGAAGUUUUGGAAGACUUAGCACCGCCAUAUUUAAGCCAGCACAAGGUCGUCCCUGAUAGGUGGAGUUAUCUGAAUCAGCAACAGGUAAAAAGUGUCAUGUUUACAAUCCCGCCGACAUAUCAACAUCUCAAUCGAAAGACCAAUGGGUUGUACAACACGAUGGGAAGGCAAUCUAAGCCUCUGCUGACAGGUUUUAGUCUUGAUAGUAACAUGAACAGUUCGAUUGUGAAGAAUAACGAGAUCAAGCGUGACGUGACGAUUUACGAAGCGAAAAAUGAUUUUCUACGCGAACAGUUGAAGUCCAGCGCUGAGUGGCAGGAGACUUCUGUUGAUAUUGAAAGCGAUACAGAUAGUCUCCCAACUGAAGAGCAUACGCUCCGCCAUAGUGAUUCUCUUUUACUGUUGGCUAAAGGUGCUAAGGAGGAUUCUGAACAUUUGCAGUUUACAAACGCCGCGAUUGAAAUGUUAAGAUCAGAGGUGAAUUACUCUGAGAGUGAUAACGAUUCAGUUUACACUCCGCAUAAUUCUCCCAAGCAUUUAAAUAAUGGCGGUGAUAGUGAAAUUGCAAAUGGCGGUAAGUCACGCAUUAGUUUUGGUCUCCACAGUCCUGAUAGUUCCACGAAUUGUGGAAGUCAAGGACAGGAGAGUCAAGAAUUGCGUGCGUAUUUAGAAAAAUUGAAACAAAAUGAAUCCUCGCGGGUGAAUGAUGAUGUUAAUUUGUACUUUGACCCGGAUAUUAUUGACCUGACAAUGCUGCCUCCCCCUGGAACUCCUGAUGAAUUAGACGGAGCGUUACCUCCCGCUAUAGAUGUCCCACCGCAUUCUUUUGCGGAUUCAAUGGAGAAAUUGAACAAAUUGGGUGUGUUGCAUGAGAAUUUAGACUUGGAGGAGUUUCUUGCUAGUGUGACAAUACUUCCGCCCACAUUGAAAGUCACGCCUGCUGUUGAGUUAACCCCCGAAGAGAUAAUGUCGUAUAUUAUCCCUCCGCCGCCGGAUAUCCGUGAAAGUCCGGAAGUUCCGCCCAAACCGCGCCGGGCCAGCGCUGGCACCGGCACAUUUUCUUGUUGUGGUGGUGGUGGUGAUAAGAAUAGUGAUGAUGGAGUUGUUGCAUUACCACCACGACGGGGAUCCGUUGAGGAAAAACCUCCCGAUCGUCCACCGAAAACUGUCGCGGAACGACAGAGGUCCCAGUCGAUGUUGUCAACAUUUAAAGACUUUAAGGUUUCUAAGGAGGUCCCACCUAAGUUACCGCCGCGUGCAGAUGACAGCAGUCAACUUGGGCAAGCGCAUUUGUUUCUCCCACCUAAGAAACCUCCAUUGCCGCCAUUACCGCCAUUAGAAGUACUCAGAAGUCGAAAGAAUACGUUGUCACAGACUAAGACCACUCCGGAAGUACGAACGGCCGGCAUUGGCUCGCCACACCUUCAACGCAAUAAGAAUAUGUACAAUGAUCUUGACUUGGAUGCUGAGAGUAAUGUCAAAGUGGGUUGCACGGCUGUUAGUACACCUACAUCACCGUUUUUAGGCCGCGGUGCACUGUUCACCGCGAUACCCAUAGAUUCCCCCGAUGGUCCCCGUAUUACAACCACCACAACCGAGUACGUGAACAACGUUAACCAGUACGGUAGAAAGGACCUCAAUAACGGCCACCAUCUGCAUUACCAGCAUCACCAUCAUCACCAACAGCAGGUGGUAGCUGCAGUUGCAUCCAAUGUUAGAGACGUUAGUUGUAGCCGUAUCAGCACGACCAACUCCUGCAUGUCCAGUCGUGAGAACCUUCCAAAAACCGACGCAGCGAUGGCGACUCUAACUAGAUUAGAUCAAGUGGCUGCGCAGUGUCAUAGUGCUCAAGCGCAAGGAGGUGGCCGUCAUAUGUCCGAGGAGAAGUUUCAAACGGCGAAAGAUGAACUGACCACACAGUCACUCCAACUGGUCCAUUCCAGUAAGAUGCUGGUGAUUGCCAUGUCCGAUACCACCCUGCCGGACCUCCCAGAGCAUUUGGCAGUGUGUUUGACUAUUCUUCGGCGUCUCACAGAGCUGUGCGCUGAUUUAGCUGAUCAUACCACUGCUCCGCUCCAAACACGCAAUCUUGUACUCAAAGUACAUGAUGUUACUGGAGCGUUCCGCCAUCUUGUCGGUACCAAUAUUGAUCGUACAUCACCAGCUACCAUUGAGGAGCAUCUCGCAGGCGAAGCGGAGUCUCUGGCCGGCGUACUCACGACUCUUCUACGGAGUUUACGCGUUUUUUCGCCAUAGCAAAACGCCAAUCUAGUCUGAAUGGGAAUCAUCACAAUCAUCUCACCAAAUAUUAAGCGCUCAAUGUUUUAACAAAUUAAAGCCAAGUCUGAUAUGCGACAAUUCACCUCCACCUACUUCACUCCCAGACAGUUUUACAACAAAUGCCAAAACUAACAAAGUUUACACAUGUAAGAGAUUGUUUGGGAUUUAAUUUUACAUGUAUAUAUAUGAUAUCAAAGGAAAUUCUUAAGAAUUCAAAAAACUAUAAUGUGAUAAUAUCGACAAUUUGAUUAUAAUUGUUUUAAAUAUGCUUAAAAAUCAAAAUAUCAUCAAAUGCAAAUAUCAACAACCUCUAGUCAAGAUAUUAUGAUAAUAUUGAACAUUUGUUGAGUGAAAUGUGAGGAAGUACAAGUUUAAACUAAGUUACCUAUUGAUAUUGAAUAUUAAUUUCGAUUUGUUUACGUUAUAUGUGUCUGACAUUUCACUUGCGCCCAGUUUAUCAAUUGUUUUGUUUGUAAUGUGUAGUUUAUAAUUAUUGAUAACUAAAUUGGGAGCUGGAAACAUGUAACAAAUGCCAACGCGUGGUUAAGAUUGAGAAUAUGUAUUGUUAAUAUUAUUUAUAAUUUAACGAUUAAUAACUUGUUACAAAUGAUUUGUUUUGUUAUUCUUAAGACAACAGUUUUUAUAAAUGAAAAUAAUGGAACCUUACAAUAAAGUUUUGACUAUAAAUAA
Molecule: messenger RNA, 5027 nt
Organism: Dalotia coriaria
Lineage: Eukaryota; Metazoa; Arthropoda; Insecta; Coleoptera; Staphylinidae
Cellular component (GO): cytoskeleton
Molecular function (GO): protein binding
Source: RefSeq, a predicted model, not a curated record